Messenger RNA from Chrysochloris asiatica (Cape golden mole), 1974 nucleotides. RefSeq names its product premelanosome protein (gene PMEL). The record is from RefSeq and is a predicted model, not a curated record. The coding region runs from base 1 to 1974 and encodes 657 amino acids. NCBI's taxonomy places the organism in Eukaryota, Metazoa, Chordata, Mammalia, Afrosoricida, Chrysochloridae. Gene Ontology annotation, cellular component: melanosome. The transcript has 11 exons. Gene Ontology annotation, biological process: melanosome organization.
AUGUAUCUGAUGCUGAGGAGGUGCCUUCUCCAUGUGUCUGUGAUGGGUGCUCUGCUGGCUGUGGGGGCCACAGAAGGACCCAGAGACCUGAACUGGCCUGGUGUUUCAAGGCAGCUCAGAACCAAAGCCUGGAACCAGAAACUGUAUCCAGACUGGACAGAAGUCCAGGGGUCUGACUGCUGGAGAGGUGGCCAGGUGUCCCUGAAGGUCAGUAAUGAUGGUCCCACUUUGACCGGGGCAAAUGCUUCCUUCUCUGUUAACCUGAACUUUCCUGAAAGCCAAAGAGUGCUGCUGGAUGGGCAAGUCAUCUGGGCCAACAAUGCCACUGUCAAUGGGAGCAAGGUAUGGGAAGGACAGCCCGUCUAUCCCCAGGAUCCUGAUGAUGCCUGCAUCUUCCCUGAUGGAGGACCCUGCCCAUCUGGCCCAUGGCCUCAGAGGAGAAGCUUUGUUUAUGUCUGGAAGACCUGGGGCCAAUACUGGCAAGUUCUGGGGGGCCCAGUGUCUGGGCUGAGCAUUGGCACAGACAGGGCUGUGCUGGGCACACAUACCAUGGAAGUGACUGUCUACCACCACCGAGGGCCCCAGAGUUACGUGCCUCUUGCCCACUCCCACUCAUCCUUUACCAUCACUGAUCAAGUACCCUUCUCCGUGAGUGUAUCCCAGCUGCAGACCUUGGAUGUAGGGAACAAGCAAUUCCUGAGGAAUCAACCUCUGACUUUUGCCCUCCAACUCCAUGACCCCAGUGGCUAUUUGACUGGAGCUGACCUCUCCUACACCUGGGACUUUGGAGACAGUAGUGGGACCCUGAUCUCUCGGACACAUGUGGUAACUCACACAUACCUGGAAGCUGGCCCAGUCACCGCCCAGGUGGUACUGCAGGCUGCCAUUCCUCUCACCUCCUGUGGCUUCUCCCCAGUUCCAGGCACCACAGAUAGGCACAUACCAACUACACAGGUCCCUGGCACCACAGGUGAGCUAGUGCCUACUUCAAAAGUUGUAGGUACUACACCUGGUCAGGUGCCAACGGCAGAGUCCUCUGGAACUACAACUGUGGAAGUGCCAACCACAGAAGUCAUUGGCACUACACCUGGGCAAAUGCCAACCUCAGGGGCUAUAAGCACGAUCCUUGCAGAGUUGCCAACUGCAGAGCUCAUAGGUACCACAGCUGCAGAGAUGUCAUCUGCAGAUGCCUCUGAAACCACAGCUACACAGGUAACAACUACAGUGUUGGUGGAGACCACAGCUGCGGAGGUAGCCAGUCCUAAGUCUGAGGGCCCAGAUGCUAGCCCAUUCAUGCCUACAGAAGUUAUUACAGGUUCCAUGAGCCCCCUGUUGGAAGGCACAGCUACCUUAAUCCUGGUGAAGCGACAGGUGCCUCUGGAUUGCAUUCUGUAUCGAUAUGGCUCCUUUUCUCUCACCCUGGACAUUGUCCAGGGUAUUGAGAGUGCUGAGAUCCUGCAGGCUGUGCCAUCCAGUGAGGGGGAUGCCUUUGAGCUGACAGUGUCCUGCCAAGGCGGGCUGCCCAAGGAAGCUUGUAUGGACAUCUCAUCACCAGGGUGUCAGCCCCCUGCCCAGAGGCUGUGCCAACCUGUGCCACCCAGCCCAGUCUGCCAGAUGGUUCUGCAUCAAGUACUGAAAGGAGGCUCAGGGAUCUACUGCCUCAAUGUAUCUUUGGCUGAUGCCAACAGCCUGGCAAUGGUCAGCACUCAGCUUGUCAUGCCUGUGCUUGGGAUUCUGCUCACAGGUCAAGAGAUAGGCCUUGGCCAGCUUCCCUUGUUUGUGGGCAUCUUGUUAGUAUUGAUGGCUGUCGUGCUUGCAUCUUUGAUAUAUAGGCGAAGAUUUAUGAAGCAGGGCUUAGCUUUCCCUCUUCCCCGGGUGCCACAUGGUGCAAUCCAUUGGCUACGUCUGCCCCAAGUCUUCCGACCUUGUUCCAUAGGUGAAAACAGCCCCCUCCUCAAUGGGCAGCAGGUCUGA